Phytophthora nicotianae INRA-310 is the source of this 1254-nucleotide messenger RNA. RefSeq lists its product as hypothetical. NCBI's taxonomy places the organism in Eukaryota, Oomycota, Peronosporomycetes, Peronosporales, Peronosporaceae. The record is from RefSeq and is a predicted model, not a curated record. The transcript is spliced from 5 exons. Gene Ontology annotation, molecular function: GTPase activity; GTP binding. The coding region runs from base 1 to 1254 and encodes 417 amino acids. Gene Ontology annotation, cellular component: endosome.
AUGUCUUCUCCAUCCAGUCAACGACGUCACUCGUCUCUGCUGCCUGCUGAAGCCUUUGCAACUGAUGACGACUCGGACUAUCUGCCAUGGCAGAUUGCCUUCCGAGUCAAGUUCCCUAGUGAGAAGCUCGGAUUACGCUUUCACCCGGCUCAAUUCCCAGACACAGGCAAUGGCAUCUACACAAUACGUUUACUGGAGCUCACCAGGGGAGCUGACGGCAGUGGGCCGGCUCAACAGUACAAUAAGCACUUGCAGCCCGGACAGGAACACUUGACGCUGCGGCCUGGGCUGUAUCUGACCCACAUCAAUGACAACCAUCUGGUUGAAGUGCCCUGCGAAGAGAUCAUUCAGAGCCUGCAGACAACUCCACGGCCUAUUACACUACGCUUUGUUGAUGUUGAAGCGGGUGUGGUGACUCGCCACGAAUUACGAGAAUCAUUGCGCUUAGACGGCGAUGAACUGUCUGCUGCUAUCGCACAACUUCCAGGUUCCUCGAAUACCUCUCCGCGACGACAUCCUCCAUCGCCAACCAAGAUUAUAAGUGAACACAUAUACAAGAUUAUUCUACUGGGCACAGCAGGUGUGGGCAAGAGCAGUCUCUUGGCUGUGGCAACAAACGGCGACGACGCGUACAUGGAUCGACGUCCGCCAACACUAGAGGCGGAGUUCGGCACUAUUGAGUUCCCAGACCCAAGCGACUACAGCGGCACGAAAUUUACCAAGGCCCGGAUCUGGGAUACUGCCGGGCAGGAGCGCUUCCGAGCCAUCACUCGGUCGCACUACCGUCGUGCAGAUGGUGCUCUGCUUGUGUACGACGUCAGUGACGCGCAGAGUUUCGAGCGUCUCAGCGAGUGGCUCCAUACGCUACGCGAGACUGCAGGUGAUUCGCUCACCGCAGCGAUGGUGCUCGAGAACAAAGUGGACAAACUGCCUAAAGACUCGAGACCAGCCAAAUACGCACAGCCAGAGAAGGUUAAAGCUUUUUGUGAGGCUCAAAACCUCCUGUUCGCGCGUACAACUGCGAAGCUUAACGCUCGUGCAAGGGAAUGGGACGGUGCACUCAAAGUGUUCGACGCUGUGCGGCAGCUAGUGCUCCACAUCCACGAGACGCGCACGCGCCCGGUGUCCCCUUCCAAGCAGACUGAAAUCGCCAAGACCACCGACAGGACCGAGUCAAUCAAGCUGACCGCGGCAAUAACCACUCAGCCCAAGAAAUCCAAGCUGCUGGAUGACUGUGGAGGCUGCAAUCAAUAG